Molecule: messenger RNA, 1575 nt
Organism: Penicillium soppii
Lineage: Eukaryota; Fungi; Ascomycota; Eurotiomycetes; Eurotiales; Aspergillaceae
Product: F-box protein
Exons: 1
Coding region: 1-1575 (524 amino acids)
Molecular function (GO): protein binding
Source: RefSeq, a predicted model, not a curated record
AUGUCAAUCACAAGCUUGCCUUUAGAGCUAUUGACUCGUAUUUGUGAGUAUCUUGAGCCUCAAGACUGGGGCGCGCUCAGGAUCACUUGCCGCCAGAUACACGGCAACACACUCGAAGCCUAUACAACGCGAUACUUCAAGAGAAUCUCGCUUCUUCUCACCCGUGAAGGUCUUGACCGCCUGGAUAAUAUUUCAACCAGUAAAACUCUUCGUGGCUCGGUUGAAGAAAUUUGGAUCAUCCCGAACUUGUUCGAAGGCUGGACCCAUUUGGACAAGGCAAAGUUUACAACGGUGGACACUAGGAAACAUUUGGUGAGAUGGGGACGCCGUCCAACAAUGGAAGAAUCGAAUGAAAUUCAGGCUGAGCUUGAGGCUCUAUUUGCCGUCUUCGAAGCUACAAUGAAAGAACACCGUGUCAUUCUCGAAUCCUCAGGACUCUUUGGUACCCUUGAAAAAUGCCUGCCGCGCCUCGAAAACGCUGUCACCAUUGGGUUGCGGUUUUACGCAACACAUUUCCUCCUCAAUAUAGCAAAGCAUACUGGCUUUACCUGUCUGGGCUUACGUGAAUUGAAGAGCAAGUUCAAUUACAAGACUUUUCCAAUGUAUCAUCAGAGAUUGCCGUUCAUGCCUUACGAUUUGGCGUUCUCACAACUGCUGAACGCCAUAAUCAAAUCCAGUCGAAAAGUCCAAGCCCUCCACACGUGCAGCUAUGUCUUUCGCGGCUAUGACUUGUGCGGCAUGAAGUUAAAAUCUUCUCAACUGCCGGAGUCACAGUAUCAAUUACUGCUUCCACUCUUAAAAGAUCUGACGACUCUACAUAUGUGCAUUCGCCUUAAAGAUCACGAACAAGAAACUUUCGAUGAAGGGACCUUUAAACGUCUUCUUAAUGUUCUGGUCACAGUUGCACCGGCACUUAAAACCCUGACCUUUGCGCAAUGGAGUCCCAUAGAAGAAUUAUCUCCUCUCUACUUUAAGAAUCUCUCUCGGAGAAUUCGGUUUUCCCAGCUAGAGGAGCUUCAUCUUCAUUCGAUCGAGGUGACGGUGAAUAGCCUCGAGGAAUUUCUACGGACAGCAGCCCCAACCUUGAAACGACUGCGUCUGGAGUUUGUCAGUUUAGUUGAUGGAAUAACAUCAGCACCAGAUCCAGGACCCCUGACUGAAAACAGUCGUAGUUGGGUCUCUUCAUUAUCCGUCGAAGUCAAAAAUGGCAUGCAGGAGCUCUGGAAGCGCGUUUUUAAAUCUUGGGCAGAUCAUCUCAAGCUGCAAUACGUCGAACUGUCCAACCUUGGGUAUCGGGGAAGAUAUAUAAAGUUGCAAGAUCACUUGUAUACGGACCGCGGGCAGCCGGAUGCACAGCCUUCUCCUGGCUUGAACCCCUCAAGCUUCUAUUUUGAUGCUAAGAGGGCGAAUAUACCCUUCAAGGAGUGGGUCACGCAGCUUCAGAUAGAGAUGUGGCAUCGGACAUACUUUGGAGGUCCCACGCUCCCAGGGACCAGCGGCAUCCAGGUACGCCAACCAGGCCCGGGAUUUAGUAAUAUGGUUUCUUCGGUAUGCAUCAACCCAAUAAGAGGUUAG